Molecule: messenger RNA, 1772 nt
Organism: Hevea brasiliensis (rubber tree)
Lineage: Eukaryota; Viridiplantae; Streptophyta; Magnoliopsida; Malpighiales; Euphorbiaceae
Product: protein BREVIS RADIX
Exons: 7
Coding region: 431-1522 (363 amino acids)
Source: RefSeq, a predicted model, not a curated record
UUUUUCAUCUAAGUUUCUUCUUCACUUAAAAGGCUAAAGCUGCUCCAAACGAUUGUCUGUGACCUUCAAAUCCGAAACAUUCCGGUUUCAUGCAUUUCGCUUAUAUAUCGGUUUUCUUUUCCCUUCUUCUUUCUGUGUAGUAGACUGUAAUUGGCGAAGUUAAAGGGAAUCUACUGAUUAAGAUUUUGGUGUGGCAUUUGAAGAGCAAAUUGAUUGAGAUGAAGAUUUAGAGGAAUUUAUGUAUGCUGUGCUUCAAUCAGUAAGAGAAGGCAAAAAAUAAUCAAGGUGAUUCUGCAGAAUCUAAGAGCAAGUAAAGCAUAUCAGGAAUCACCCGAGCUUGAGAUUUCACGAAGAUUAGGUGAGCGAGAGAAACAGAAACAGCAUACGGGGUAGAAACGGAAAAAAAAAAGCGAAAAGAAAGGAAUAAAAGAUGUUUACGUGUAUAGCGUGCACAAAGCCUAUGACCGAAGACGGAGAAGACGGAACGCGCGGAAGUGGAACGCCAAGCACCAGGGAAGCCGUCAAAAGCCUGACGGCUCAGAUCAAAGAUAUGGCGUUGAAAUUUUCCAGUCGACAAUGCAAACCCUGCGCAGGCUCAAGCACUUUCAAGAAAGGACAGCGUCCUUACCCUGACUUCGAUAUGGCUUCUGAGGGGGUUCCAUAUCCCUAUUUUGGAGCUGGAAGCUCAAGCUCAACACCUGCAUGGGAUUUUACAAGCACUGGUCCCCAUCGAGGCGUAAGAGCUGACUCAAGAUUUACUGGAAUGUUCAGUGGUGAUCAGAUCCCUGGGAAAGCGGAGUCCAUCUCAGCUCAGUCUUGUGAUAUGGUGCUAGAGGAUGAGGAUGAACCCAAGGAGUGGAUGGCACAGGUGGAGCCAGGAGUUCAUAUUACUUUUGUGUCUCUUCCUAACGGGGGAAAUGAUCUAAAGCGUAUUCGCUUCAGUCGAGAGAUGUUUGACAAGUGGCAAGCUCAGCGAUGGUGGGGUGAGAAUUUUGACAGAAUCAUGGAGCUCUACAAUGUCCAGAGAUUUAACCGUCAAGCGCUUCAUACACCUCCAAGGUCUGAGGAUGAGCAGAGAGAUUCUUAUUACUUAAGGAUGGGAUCUGCAAGGGAAAGCCCCAUGGUGGCUUCAUCAUUUACGCCAAGAAAUCACUAUAAACCCUCUGGAAGUAAAGGGUAUUUCCCAUCUGACGUUAUGGAGCAAGUUGGCAGCCAAUGUUACCAUGCUGGUUCAAGUGGUUAUGGUACAGUUGGCCCAAAAGGUGAGGCGUCUUCUGUGGAUGCAUCACGGACAACCACAUCGUCUAGAGAUGAGCCUUCUGUUUCUGUUAGCAAUGCCAGUGAUCUGGAGACAGAAUGGGUUGAGCAAGAUGAGCCAGGGGUGUACAUUACUAUUAGACAACAAUCUGAUGGGACUCGGGAGCUUCGGCGUGUCAGAUUCAGCCGCGAAAAGUUCGGGGAAGGGCAUGCGAAGCUAUGGUGGGAAGAGAACAGAGAAAGAAUACAAACUCAAUACCUUUAAAAACACAAUUUCACACAACCUACAAUGUUAGCAACUGAAGUGAUUGUAUUCAGGGUGCAGUUGGAUAUCCCCCUACCCUCAAAAAAAAAAAAAAAAAAAAGGUAAGAUCUGUUAUUCAGUUUUGUUUCAUAUAGAAUGCAAAUUGUAAGAAUUUUAGCUGCUACAAUGAAGUCUUUACAGAAAAAUAUUUACUGAUCACUUUGAAAGGGCAAAAUUUCUUCUGGGAUGUCCAAAUGCAUCCAUUUUUAUC